Molecule: messenger RNA, 2099 nt
Organism: Zingiber officinale
Lineage: Eukaryota; Viridiplantae; Streptophyta; Magnoliopsida; Zingiberales; Zingiberaceae
Exons: 7
Coding region: 318-1835 (505 amino acids)
Source: RefSeq, a predicted model, not a curated record
CACAGAUACAUUUUGCCGAGGAGGUAGAUGCAAGUUUAUCUGACUGGCCUGAAACUGACCAUGAGGUUGAGAUUGUUUGUGAUGUGGCUUCACCUCGCUCUUCUUUUGCUAGCAAGCAAACAGAUGCAGUUGGACCAAUCAACAAAACGUUUGGGGCCCUAUAUUCAUUUGAUGGAAAAGAACUUGACAAAACAUUAGUUGGAAGGUCAGAGACAAAAAGAAGGUGCCACAAACUGGUUCCUCUCUCGCAAAGGCUUCUCUCAGCCUUUAUUUCCGAAGACGAGGCUGAAAAGCUUGACAAUGACACUCAAGACGAGAUGUUUUUACUUUACUCAAGUGAUUAUAUUCAUAAUGAUACUGACAGUCAUGUUAUCGAUGAUGACUUGGAGCUUGAUUACAAAAAUCAUAAAAGAAGUCUGGGAGAUGGAUUUGUAGCCUCAAACAACUUCAAGCACUUAAACAUCCAAAAUAUUUUGUUUGGUCAUGAAUCACUUGUGGAAAAUAAUGCUAUCCUAAAAACAGAUAAUGUGGCUCUUUCUGAUUACCUGAAAAAUAAUUGCACUCAGAUUGAGGCAAUGAGCAACUGCCCCUCCUAUGGAUGCCAGUUUGAGGACAUGCCUCUGGAUGAUAGGAUCUUGAUGGAGCUGCAUAGUAUUGGCUUAUUUCCAGAAUCUGUGCCAGACCUUUCUGAUGGUGUGGAUGGAGAAAUUGACAAGGUCAUUUCAGAACUUCAGAUGAGACUGUUACAACAGGUGAGGCAAAAGAAGGAUCGACUGAGCAAAUUAGAGAAAGCAAUUCAGGAUGCUAAAGAAAUUGAAGAGAGAAAACUUGAGCAGCUUGCAAUGGACAAACUAGUUGAGAUGGCAUACAAAAGGCUAACGGGUGGUCGAGGUAGUUCAAGUCAUAAGGCUGGAAUUACAAAGGUUGCAAAACAACUUGCAAUGGCCUUUGCUAAACGAACACUGGAGAGAUGCCAUAUAUUUGAGAAAACUGGUCGAAGCUGCUUCAGUGAAUCAACUUUACGGGAUAUUCUCUUGUCAGGGCCUCCAAACAACAUUGACACUAGCCAUACUGAUGGAUUUGGUUCCAAUAGUUAUGUGGAUUUGCGCAGUGGGGAAUUUGGUGUUCGGCAAACAGGUCUAACGACUGUGAAACAUGGACUUGGUAAAAAGAUGGACCGAGGUCUGUCGGAUCCAUAUCAAAGUGUUCCUCAGAUGGGUGAGCAUGCUGUUACUAAAAGGAAGAAGGAAGUGCUUCUAGAUGAUGUCACAGGCGCUGCUUCUAGAUCCCUAUCCGCUCAUGCUCAUUCUCUGGCAACUAGUACAAAAUGGAAAAAGAGUGAAAGAGACCAGGAACAGAAUAAAGACGCAUCAGGAAGAAGCUCUACUGCUAAAGCCGGUCGUCCAUCAUUAGGCAGCGGUAGAGGCGAACGCAAACUGAAGACAAAACCUAAGCAAAAGAUAGCUCAGUUGUCUACUUCAGGAAAUGGCCUUGGCAGAGUCACAGAGACAGACAGUGUCACGUCACCAGCAUUGCGCGAGGCAUUUGAGACGGUCAACAGUUCUAUUGCUAAAUUUGAUCAAGAAGUUGAAUUGCAAAGUUCAAGUAACAGGGCGCAGAAUUCGUCUAAAGAAUUUGAUGAUGGUAUCUUUACAAAUCUUCCACUUAAUGGGAUAGACCCCAUUGAUGAACUAGAUGUUGCUGAAGGCCUGGGCGGACAAGGCCAGGAUAUUGCAUCCUGGUUGAAUGUCGACGAAGAAGCAUUACAAGAUCAAGAUCUAGUCGGCCUUGAAAUUCCAAUGGAUGACCUUUCAGAAUUGAAGUUGAACUUUUAAAGAAAGCCGACCAUGCUGUAUCUGGAUAUUGAGAAUUCUAGGUCAGACUCCAUUUUCUCAUAACUAACAUGUGAAAUUGUCUACUCCAGGUCGUUAGGAAAAUGUAACUAGGACGUUAUUCUUUGAUAUAAUUUUUGAGUUCUUGGCAGAUCCCAAUUGUUUUCUGUCACCCAGCGCCGUUCGAGUACCAAAUUCCAAAAUCCAUCAAACAUUUGUGUAAAUUCUACCACGUCAUUAUUUUGCAUUAUAUAGCUUGUCUAGUCA